AUGGAUUCGAUACAAGUCCGAAGAUUCAACGGUUCGCCUGGUCCGUCAUCGCCACCCGGCUUCCGUUCCUCAGGCUGCCGUCGCCAGAGCUCCGAGCAAAAGUCUCCUCUUCCUCCUCUCUGAAAUAAUCCCCCAUCAUACUCUUCCUUCCAAAGAACCGAAGGCAAUUCAAGGGAAAGAAAAAGGGUUUUUUGAUAUCGCAUAGAGUUUCCAGCAAGGGAUAUCCUCGUUUAAUCUGGUUCAUGGGUGCUUCCGAUCCACUCCGCCUUUUUUGGCUUUUGUGGCUUUUCAUGGGGACGAUGGCAGCAGGGCGAGUGCAGGGUCAAAUGGAGUCCUCCACAAUUUGGAGCUUUAGCCGACCGAACAUAUGGCUGCGGCCUUAUGAUUGGACUUACUUGAGAGUUGACGUGCCACUGUGGUUCUCUUCCAUAACAAUGAUCUUCACAACUAGUGUUCAAAUUGAUAAGGAACAACUUAAGAAGAUUCCAAAGAGCAUGCUUCCAGUGUUAUGCUUCAAUCAAGGCCGUCUGCCUCUUCCGGAUGUAUCCGAUGCUUACUUGGAUUCUUUAUUGUCAAAUUUUAUCGCUAAUGGAACUUUUGAUGGCGCACAGUAUCUUCCCAAUUUGGAGCAGUGCAUUCCAUUUCAGAAGAACCUAACAAUUACUUUGACUAAAGACAAGGUGUCUCCGGGACAAUGGUACAUUGGAUUUUUUAAUGGCCUUGGACCCGAACGCACUCAGUCAAAGAUGAUUAGCCGAGGUCAUUCUUACACGAUAAGUGCAAGCAUAAAUGUGGAAGGAUGUGAUUCUUCAACAACAUGGGGUGCUUACUGCAACAAUACAUUCGAUAUGAUUUCUUGUUCUCAAUCUUCUAAUUAUAAUCAUCCUAGGAACCUUUUAGAUGUCAAUUUGUACAACAGCAGGAACCUCAAAUAUGAUAAUUAUGUACAAAACCCUGUUAAAAGGAGAAGGGUGGCCAUAAACUCCAAUAUUUCCUUACCAGCAGAACUUUUGGUCAGCUGUAAUAAUUCUCUGUUGUCUUGCAUUGGCAAUGGAGAGCUAAAAGUCUACUCUUUGGAUAUAGUAGUUCCAGUAGCUCAGUUCAGCAUCACUGUUGCAGAGCUAAUGUUGAAUCAAACAUCUGUAUCUAACGGUUUGGCAGGUUCUGAAGGAAUUCUCGUUAUGUGUUAUGCUCGAUAUAAUGCAAUGCCACUUAGUUCGGUGCAUGAUUAUUCUGCUGAAAUAAGCAGGAACCCCUUAAUAGUUAAUUCUCCUAGAAUUGGACAGUGGUUUGUUGCCCUGCAGGUUCUGAACCAGAAAAAAAUAGAUGGAGAAAUUGAAGGAAACUUUUCUUUGGCCACGUUGUGUUUUUCUUUAGAGUGGCUAUUGUAUCAGUGCAGUUAUGGGAAGGCUGGACAGAACUGCACCUGGGAAUCACAUGCUCUUCAGGGCACAAUGCAUAGUUGCUUUUGUGCAACACCAGGUAGUAAAUUUAGGGGAAGCGCCUCUGUGAGGACUGGAAACACAAUCUUUCUACAUUACAUUCUUCUAAGUUCUAAUUUCUUCCUCCCUGGCACAAUUAAUAAUAAAAAAUACAGUCUUUGUAAUUCCACAGCUUUCCCCAUUGAAAGAGAUAGAAGACUUGCCUACUCCAAUGGAAGAAGCUUGGCUGGCAAGAGUCAUGUUAACGAACAGCCUCUGUUCCGUCUUCCUGCUUCUCUCCAGAGUUCGCAGGAGGGAUUCGACGAUUCCCAAAUCAGCGCGCAGCUGGACUAG
Messenger RNA from Phalaenopsis equestris, 1775 nucleotides. RefSeq lists its product as uncharacterized. The transcript is spliced from 9 exons. Gene Ontology annotation, cellular component: plasma membrane. NCBI's taxonomy places the organism in Eukaryota, Viridiplantae, Streptophyta, Magnoliopsida, Asparagales, Orchidaceae. The record is from RefSeq and is a predicted model, not a curated record. The coding region runs from base 243 to 1775 and encodes 510 amino acids.